Messenger RNA from Westerdykella ornata, 1278 nucleotides. Its product is annotated as DNA-binding protein-like protein HGH1. The transcript has 5 exons. The record is from RefSeq and is a predicted model, not a curated record. NCBI's taxonomy places the organism in Eukaryota, Fungi, Ascomycota, Dothideomycetes, Pleosporales, Sporormiaceae. The coding region runs from base 26 to 1198 and encodes 390 amino acids.
AACACACAACACGAAACCAGCCACAAUGCCCACGGAACUCGAAGAGCUCGUGGAAUUCCUCCACCAUGGAAAUACUCAAAUCCGCCAGGUCGCCGCAGACCACCUAGUCGGAUACUCGCAAUCCCAUAGCACGCUCUUCAAGCGCAACCAGUUAGAGCCGAUCAAAGACCUCAAGCUCCUCGUCAAAGACUACGCGCCCAUCGCCAAGAACGCCCUCACCAUCCUCAUCAACACAUCCGGCCAUGACCAGGAAGUACUCAAGGCCCUGGCCGAGGACGAUGCAUUCCUGGAGGUGUUAUUAUCACGGAUAACGAACCCCAAAGAGCCCAACGCAAAUGAAAUCGCCAUGCUCCUGGCCAACCUGGCCAAACACGACUCGAUGCAGCGCAUCAUCGAGCUCAAGCGCGCUGCGGUCCCGAAACCCCUGUCCAACUCCCCCUACGCCAUCGACCAGCUGCUCGACUGCUUCGUCAAGGGCGCGGACGGCGCCUUGAACAAGCACGCCGACUUCGACUACCUGUCGUACUUCUUCGCCGAUCUCGCAAAGUUCCCCCAAGGACGCAUCUACCUCACGACCCCACAACCGCACGACUCGCUCAUCAUCCCCCUGACAAAACUCCAAGUCUUCACCUCUCACGCCUCCCACAUCCGCCGCCUCGGCGUAUCCUCGUGCAUCAAAAACUCCGCCUUCCACAUCCCCGCCCACCCGACUCUCCUCUCCAACCUGUCCCCAGAUCCCAACCUGCCCCUGCCUCCCCACACGGGCGCCAAUCUCCUCCCGUAUCUCUUGCUCCCGCUCAUGGGGCCCGAGGAGUACUCCGACGAGGAUACAGAGGGCAUGCUGGAUGAGUGCCAACUUUUGGAACCGGACAAGGAGCGCGAGAGGGAUGUCGAGAUUAUGAAGACGCAUCUUGAGACGCUGCUGCUGCUUAGUACGACGAGGGAAGGCCGCGAGGUGCUGCGGCGCGUCAAGGUAUAUCCCAUCAUAAGGGAAUGUCACUUGCAGGUCGAGGAUGAGGGGGUCAGGGAGGCGUGUGAUAGAUUGGUGCAGGUGCUUAUGCGAAAGGAAGAAGGUGAGGAGGACGGGGAUGAGGGACAGGAUGGCGGCGCAAGUAAAGGUGCGGGAAGACUUGUUGAGUUGAAGCAGGAUGGAGAAGAGGACGAGGAUGAGGAGGAGAGGAUUGUGGAUAUUGUGUAGUUGAAUUAAAAACGAUAAAAAGAUAAAAGAAGAGAUGAAUGUAUUGCGCUCGAGAGUGGUAUCGAACAAUCCAAAAAGUC